AUGCUUGGGUUUUUGUCAGCGCGACAAGCCGGUUUGGACGACCCCCUGCAUCUCCGGCGAGCGGAGUCCACACGGAGGGUUUUGGGACUGGAGUUAAACAAAGACAGAGAUGUUGAAAGGAUCCAUGGCAGUGGAGUUAAUACCCUUGACAUUGAACCUGUAGAAGGGAGAUAUAUGUUAUCAGGUGGUUCCGAUGGUGUGAUUGUACUUUAUGACCUUGAAAACUCCAGCAGACAACCUUACUACACCUGUAAAGCAGUGUGUUCCGUGGGCAGAAGUCACCCGGAUGUUCACAAAUACAGUGUGGAGACUGUGCAGUGGUAUCCUCAUGACACUGGCAUGUUCACCUCAAGCUCAUUUGAUAAAACUCUGAAAAUUUGGGAUACGAAUACAUUACAGACUGCGGAUGUGUUUCAUUUUGAGGAAACAGUUUAUAGUCAUCAUAUGUCUCCAGUUGCCACCAAGCACUGUUUAGUAGCAGUUGGUACUAGAGGGCCCAAAGUACAACUCUGUGACUUGAAGUCUGGAUCCUGUUCCCACAUUCUUCAGGGUCACAGACAAGAAAUACUGGCAGUUUCUUGGUCACCACGUUAUGAAUUUAUCUUGGCAACUGCAAGAUCAGGGAAAUCAAGGCAGAGGAGGUACAAGUUUAAUGUGAUUAAUUAUCUGAAGAGGGUGAACUAUGGGAAAAUUUGUAAUGACAGUAGAAAAGGAUUGAAAUUCACCGUCUCCUGUGGCUGCAGUUCAGAAUUUGUUUUUGUACCAUAUGGUAGCACCAUUGCUGUUUAUACAGUUUACUCAGGAGAACAGAUAACUAUGCUUAAGGGACAUUAUAAAAGUGUUGACUGCUGUGUAUUUCAGCCUAAUUUCCAGGAACUUUAUAGCGGUAGCAGAGACUGCAAUAUUCUUGCUUGGAUACCAGCCUUAUAUGAACCAGUUCCUGAUGAUAAUGAGGCUACAGCCAAAUCACAGUUAAACCCAGCAUUUGAAGAUGCCUGGAGCAGCAGUGAUGAAGAAGGAUAA
Molecule: messenger RNA, 1023 nt
Organism: Chrysochloris asiatica (Cape golden mole)
Lineage: Eukaryota; Metazoa; Chordata; Mammalia; Afrosoricida; Chrysochloridae
Gene: ERCC8
Product: excision repair cross-complementing rodent repair deficiency, complementation group 8
Exons: 11
Coding region: 1-1023 (340 amino acids)
Biological process (GO): protein polyubiquitination; proteasome-mediated ubiquitin-dependent protein catabolic process; transcription-coupled nucleotide-excision repair
Cellular component (GO): nucleotide-excision repair complex; Cul4A-RING E3 ubiquitin ligase complex
Molecular function (GO): protein binding
Source: RefSeq, a predicted model, not a curated record